Molecule: messenger RNA, 221 nt
Organism: Camelus dromedarius (Arabian camel)
Lineage: Eukaryota; Metazoa; Chordata; Mammalia; Artiodactyla; Camelidae
Product: thymosin beta-4-like
Exons: 1
Coding region: 1-216 (71 amino acids)
Biological process (GO): regulation of cell migration; actin filament organization
Cellular component (GO): cytoplasm
Molecular function (GO): actin monomer binding
Source: RefSeq, a predicted model, not a curated record
AUGAAAGAGAAAAUAAUAGACACGGCGGUGGCCACAGCGCAGACCGGACGCAGCUCGCUCGCGCCUGGCUCCGCUUCUUCUGCAACCACGUCUGACAAACCGGACACGGCUGAGAUGGAGAAAUUCGAAAAGUUAAAACUGAAGAAGAUGCAAGAGAAAAAUCCACUGCGUUCCAAAGAAACGACUGAACAGGAGAAGCAAGCAGGCGAGUCGUAAUGAGG